GUGUACCCCUCUUCUCAUUCCGGAAACUCGUAAUUUCCAGUUGCGUCUGUUCCGGGUCAUCGCAGUUAGUCCCCUGCCUCAGGGUUGACCAUUCACCGUCUAAACAGCAGGUGGCCCUUUCUGCCUGGGUGCCAGGCCAGCUGGUACAGAAAUGGCAGGGAAGGGGAACAACUUCCCGCCGCUGCCGCGCUUUGUGCCGCUGAAGCCCUGCUUCUACCAGGACUUCUCCGAGGAGAUCCCCGUGGAGCACCAGGUGCUGGUGAAGAGGAUCUACCGGCUGUGGAUGUUUUACUGUGCCACUCUGGGGGUGAACCUGGUGGCCUGCCUGGCCUGGUGGAUUGCGGGUGGCACGGGAGCCAACUUCGGCCUGGCCCUGCUCUGGCUGCUUCUCUUCACUCCCUGCAGUUAUGUGUGCUGGUUCCGGCCUGCAUACAAGGCCUUCCGAGCUGACAGCUCCUUUAACUUCAUGACGUUCUUCUUCAUCUUCGGCGCACAGUUCGUCCUGACCGUCAUCCAGGCUGUCGGCUUCUCGGGCUGGGGGGCCUGUGGCUGGCUGGCGACUGUUGGAUUCUUUACGGUCAAUGUUGGGGCCGCCGUGGUCAUGCUGAUCCCCGCCAUCUUGUUUUCCCUGUCUGCUGUCAUGAUGGCCAUCACCCUUGUGAAGGUGCACAGGAUCUACCGUGGGGCUGGUGGGAGCCUGCAGAAGGCACAGACAGAGUGGAGCGCUGGCACCUGGAGGAAUCCCCCGUCAAGGGAGGCCCAGUUUAACAACUUCUCUGGGAAUAGCCUGCCUGAGUACCCCACUGUCCCCAGCUACCCCAGUGCAGGCCAGUGGCCUUAGGCAGCUGACUGGCCCCAAUAUCGUGGAUCUGUCUCCUGCCUUCACCCUUGGUCCUGAAGCCCGAGCAUCUCCCCAGGGUCACACGAGGUCCUUGGCCUGUGUUCAUCUUUGUUCGAGCCUCAGCAAGCUCUGCCCAACAGCUGUUGUCCACUGCCAGCCCCCCAGAACCAAGCUGUGUUACUGCCCUGCUCCUGUCCACGGAGCAGCCUUGAGGGCCCUGCUCCUGCCCGUUGUGUCCUAAGAGUCACUGAGACACAGCUGAGCCCCAUAGCACUGAGGGUGGCGGCAGGAGCAUGGCUGUUGUGAGCAUCCUUAGCACUGCCAUCGGGUCUACUCCUGUCUCCUCUGGGGACAGGGUCCUCCAACUUCCGUGGCCAUCCCUAGUGGCAGUGGCAGCCUGCUGUCCCCACAACCAUCCAUGCAGGCAAUGAUCCACUGGAUUGGGGCUGCUUUGGCUCCAGGAAGCUCCUCCUUUCUCUGUGGGAGGAGAGAGACAGGCUCAGCUACACAGUAGGCCACACCCCUGCCAGAGGUUAGCCAGGACCUUGGUCUGCUGGGAGCAGAGCCAGGGACAGAACUGUGCCUUAGAGAGAACCCUGCUUUCCCUCACCCUUCUGCCUUCCCAGGGUAGCUGUGGCCUGGCCAGGGAAGCCACCUGAGUUGUGGAAGGUCCAUGGCACCCCGAUGACAUCGGACUCAAUAUUUUCCCUUAGGGCCUGCUAGUGCCACCAGCCAAGCCACUGCAGUCCCCAGGCCUCCCCACAGAGCUGUGCCCUUCCUGCCGGUGUCCUGCCAAACUCCCUGGGCACCUUGAUGCCCAGAGGGGGCCAGAAUAGAGUUGCAGGCAGGCACUUGGGGGUCAGCCUCACAUACUGAGGUGCAAAAGGGGCAUGGGGAUGGAGCCCCAGUACCCCCUCUCAAGACACCUAAGCUCUGUCCUGCCCAUCCUGGGGUAUGUGUACCCACAUGCCAAGUUGUUUUUGUUAUGUAAGAAUAUUCUGGAAAUAAAUUCUCUUUCUGCA
Messenger RNA from Myodes glareolus (Bank vole), 1863 nucleotides. The record is from RefSeq and is a predicted model, not a curated record. Lineage: Eukaryota; Metazoa; Chordata; Mammalia; Rodentia; Cricetidae.